Molecule: messenger RNA, 1140 nt
Organism: Thelazia callipaeda (thelaziosis nematode)
Lineage: Eukaryota; Metazoa; Nematoda; Chromadorea; Rhabditida; Thelaziidae
Source: the annotation of a GenBank genome assembly
AUGAAGACCGAUAAUAAGUUGUCAAAAUUAUUGCCGGAAAUGAAGCCAGUUUCUGAUUCACCAUCAUAUAAUGGCAAUAAGAGAGGUCUGCAUGAUUUACAACUACUUACUUUUGAUAAUCUGAAUAUGCAUGUCACUUUUGUAACAAUAAUUCGUAGAGAUAUUUAUCUGCGAACAAGAUUUAUUGUCAAACUCUAUAAGAUUUCUAUUGUAUUAUUUAAAAGAUUUGAAGAAAAAAAUUUCACUGAAAUUUCACAUUUUGCGCUUAAAAUUUACGUGUCACGUAUUUUUGCAGUAUGUUUUCUGGAUGCCGUAGGAAUCCCUGUACUUCACGCCGAAUCUCAGUAUAGUGCUGUAGGAUCUUGGAUGCGUGAUAAUAAGCCAUACAGUCAUGAAAUGGCGGAACGACGCUGGGUAACUGAUGAUUAUGCAUCUCCAGUACUGUAUGAGUACGAAAAUGAGCGUCAGUUAAUGAAUAAAAAACAAAAAAUAAAAUAUUAUGUAGACUAUUUGGCAUCUGGUACUGGCAGUAUCAUCUUCAAUGGUUCCUAUUAUUACCACCGGCACAGCUCAAGCAUUUUAGUAAAGUAUGAUUUGGAAUCAACUGAUCAAAUUCAAAAAAGUUUAGGAGAUAUCUCGUAUUUGGACUGCUCUAGAAGACGAGACCACACAUUUGAAAAUUGUAAUGAGACAGAACGUGAUAUUUGGCUAUACAAUCGUCCUCAUAAUUAUAUUGAUUAUGGCGCAGAUGAAAAUGGACUUUGGGUGGUUUACGUGAGAUCAGGAAUGAAACACAUCACUGUCAGUAAAAUUGAACCGGAUAUGAAAAUAGUGCGAACUUGGAAUAUUUAUGAGCUAAAUGCAACUGAUAUAGCAGAGACAUUUAUCAUGUGUGGAGUUCUGUAUGGAUUAAAAAGUGUUACUGAUCGAGACACGUUUAUUAAUUUUGCAUAUGAUUUGUACAGGAACAAAACGAUUGAUGUAAAUGUGAAGUGGUACAACCCUUUUGGUGGUUUAACAAUGUUACAUUACAACCCCACUGAUAAACGAUUGUAUUUCUUUGAUUCAAAGCGAUUGUUAAGUGUUAAUGUUCGGGUCGAAGGUGAAACGGAUCAAUUCGAAUUUGAAGAGGAUGAUUGA